This is a messenger RNA of Lodderomyces orthopsilosis Co 90-125, 1797 nucleotides long. RefSeq lists its product as uncharacterized. The transcript has a single exon. Bases 1 to 1797 code for a protein of 598 amino acids. The record is from RefSeq and is a predicted model, not a curated record. Gene Ontology annotation, molecular function: protein binding. NCBI's taxonomy places the organism in Eukaryota, Fungi, Ascomycota, Pichiomycetes, Serinales, Debaryomycetaceae.
AUGAAUGAACAUCUCAGCUUACUGAAAUCAGACAGAGAUAGCGUUUAUUCCUUUGAUUCGGUAAGCACGAAUGAGCGCUUGCUUGAUCGAUUGGAUUUUGACAACGAAUCUAUAAUGUCAGUAGAUUCAUACAGAUCCUCUAAUAUUGGAUCCCAGAGCUUGCCAGGUGGCAGAAACGACUCCUUCAGAGCUAGAGAUGCAAAUCCGGAUUCUUUAAAACAACAAUCAUGGCUAACAAAUGAUUUGUCUCAGCACAAUGGAUUAAUGCUCCCUCAACAACCAAUGAAUAAUUUAAGCGCUAUAAGGAGGAUGAAAGACUAUACAAAACCAACCGAUCUUACGCGGGGGAAUGUACUAGAUCGAAGACAACUAGGUUCGUUUUCUAAUCGCAAUUCCACGAAAGUUAACAGAGAUAGCACGGGCAGAGGAACCAUAUUCAGCGAACCGAAUAAUGCAAAUGAUAUGCUGGACAGUACAACCCAGUCUUGGAGAAAGGAGUUACCACCUAAUAUUAACUACGCCCAAAAUGGAGUCACUAACUUCAUUCAACCUAACAUUAACAGUCAAUCAUCCUUCAAUACAAGUUCUCAUAGCAUAGAUGGUACCUCGCUAACCAAACCGGAUAUUUUCCUACAGAGAAACGAAUCACGGGCCGGUCUUCUAAGUCGAGCAACGAACUCAAGUGUCGCAUCAGUGGAUUCAAGGGAUGUUUUAACUACCGAUAAAUUUUAUACAUCCAACAAACUAUCUGCCUAUAAUGAGCUGGUAGAUAUGGCUAACAAUGAAAUGCUGGAUUUAAAUCUAAAGUCAAAAUUGGAAGACAAGUCUUCGUACGUGAGUACACACUCAGAAAAAACCGAUGAAAAGAGACUAUUAUUACCUCACAAUAACACAGCCCGUAGUUCUCAUGUCAAGGAGCGGCCAAGUGGAGGAACAGAGAGCAAUAUUUCAGCACAAGAGCAUCUCUAUGGACACGCAUUAGCGCUUAGUGAAAAUCGUGCCGAAUCUGUGCGUGGUCAAGUGCUAAAGAGUCAGGAAUUACUGCCCGAAUCAAGAACAUUGAUAUCGCAGGAGCUCAGAGCACAAGGAAAACACCGAGAGGCCUCAUAUCAACUACAAAUAGCCGCUAAUGAACCCUUCAACAACACAAAGGCCAUGUAUCUCUAUGCAUUGGCUUUAAAGCAUGGACAAGGGGUAAAGCAGAACUAUAAUGCAUCUUUAAAAUGGCUAUGUAAAUGUAUUUUAAGGACCCCAGUAUCUGAGAACAAUUUGCAAUCCAACUCCGGGCAUCCACUUCCCAACACAGGUAUUGUGGCUUCAAGAUUGGAUAAAUUAUCACAACAAGACUUGUUACAAUUGGUACUUGCUAGUUUUAGAAACUCCGAAAAUUCGGGUGGACUAGCAAAUGGGGAAACUCCUGAAAUGUUGUACAAAAAAUUCAAAUCAUACAGUAAAUCAGAAGUUAAUAAAAUUUUGGCAAAGAAUAAAAGCAAGUCAGACGUUGUCGCCUUGAGCUAUUUCGAGCUUGGUGUGUAUCUUCUCAAUGGGAUUGGUGGCAGCUCCAAUCUGAAAACAGAUGAAGCGAAUGGAAUCAUCUUGUUAUCAAAAUCUGCUGCAAUGUGCAACGUUGAGGCAAUGGAGCAAUUGGGUGAAGUGUGGGCUACAAAGACAAAAUACCGCAAGAAGGAUUUGUCCAAGGCUGCUGCAUGGUUAAGAAGUGCCGAGAUAUUUGGUGCAAAGUCUAUUGGAAAUAGUUGGAUCUACAAAGAAAAGUAUUUAAGAUCUAACACUAACUAG